AUGAAGGUCAAGUGCUCCGGUUCUUCGCCUUGCACCCGUUGUGAUCGGAAGAAGCAUAGAUGCAUCUUUGCUGUUGAGGAUAAGAGGAUAUCGGUGCCGGAGAGUUACCUCCGAGAACUUCAGAACAGGAAUAGCGAGCAUGAUGCAGACCGCUCGGCGAGGGCUCUGAGCAGAGGAGACGAUGUUGAGGAGAGUCGCUAUGCGGAUGCGGAUGCGUAUGCGACGCCGCAUCAUACUUCUCUUUCUCAGGGUGAAGAUAAUACCGGACAGUUGGAGACGCCGAGCCAUGCUCACGCUGCCAAAUGUGUAGACAGUCCACAACCUGUAGGACCUCCGGCAUCCGAGCCGGAUACUGAAGUAGGAGAUGCCCCUUCAAAUCAAGGAGGUCACGGCGACUUUGGCCCAGGGUUCAGACAAAACCCGCUGGUGGAUAACGACUACACCUUUGCAAAAGUCGGGGAACGAUACUUACUUAAUGAGCAAGGGUACAUGGGCCCAACAUCAUCAUGGUCGUUCUGCCGAAGAGUACUUGCCCUCCUAGGUAAACGCCUACCAGAAGCAGCCCCAGAUCCAUGGCAUUUGCCCCAUGAAGGUGCCUUCAGGAUGCAAUGGACACCAUUAGGCACAACCGAGACCCCCGAUGUCUCCAACCUUCCACCUCUAGACUACGCCCUCUUCCUGUUCAACACCGUCAAGUUUUACCUCGGCGCUGUCUUCUAUGUAAUUGACGAGCCUUCAUUUCUCAAGAACCUCCAUGAGUUAUACGAGGACCCGGCGGGCAAGGCUAGCUCUGCAAGGCUGUGGUAUGCGCAGUAUCUCUUAGUGCUAGCGUUUGGGAAAGCGUUCGUCGUUAAUAGUAGCUCGCAUGCCGCGCCGCCGGGCGUACAGUAUGCUGCGAGGGCCAUGUCAUUGCUGCCGGACCUAUCCGGGCUGAAUCCGGAUACGAUUCCGGCUAUUCAGGCGCUUGCUCUGGCUGCGUUGUACUUUCAGUGCUUGGAUAUGAGGUUGGCUGCGUAUCAGCAUAUUGGUCAAGCGCUAAGAAUCGGCAUUGUUGAGGGCAUCUAUAGACACAUGCCCGAAGAAGUUGUCGGCAUCGAGUACUCCCGACGCUGUAACAUUGUCUUCUGGGUGGUGUACACCCUUGACAGAGAGUUUUCGGCGUUGAUGGGAGCGCCGACUUCUAUUCGGGAUGAAGAUAUCACCGUGAAGCUUCCUUCGCAGAUGGAUAACUCCCUCGAUGCGCUAAAUAUGACCCUUCACGUACGGCUAUCACGGCUCAUGGCGCGUAUUCUUACGAGAAAAGAGUUUGACGGCUCACUCGUACCCAACACCCAGUCUAUCCUCAGGGAUCUAGCCAGAUUAUCACGAGACCUUACCGCACUCCUCGACACCCACUUCCAAGGCUCCGUCAGCCGAGCUUCUAGGAUGGCACUACGACUCAUCCUUUCUUACCACCACGUAAAUACAGCUUUAAACCCACGUAUUGCCAUUCUGCUAACAAGAGAAGUGCGUCGUCCUGACAACUCGACCCCUAGUCAUACAGUCUCUCUAACACCUCCAGUCGCAUCGCUUCUCCAAUCCUGCGUCGACUCAGCCCAAACAGUCCUCCGAACACUCCGCGUCCUCGGCGACGAAGACCUCCUCGAAGCUUUCCUCCCCUUCCAGCUCGAAGACGCCUUCUCCUCCGCUUUCCUCCUCUACCUCAUUCGCGUCAUCAGCCCGUCUCUCCUGCAUGACGAUUCGUGGUGCGAGAAUAUCAAGUGCGUACUGGAUAAGAUGAUUUCAAAGGGGAGUCUGGUGGCGCCGUUGAGGAAGCUGGAGCUGAGUCAGUUGGAGCAUAUUAUGUCUGCGCUAACGCCGGUGGGCGAGGAGCCUCCGACGCCGCCGCCGACGAGUGCGGCGCAUCAUCAAUCUCAGAAUCACCAUGGGCACGGGCACGGGCACGAGCAUGGUUCUUUCUUGGAUCAGAUGGAGGAGGCUGGAUGGGAUAUCUUUGAUACGAGCGGGAUGGGUGGUCUGUCACCGCAGGCAUUGUUGGAUUUGGCGGAAAGGUUGGAUGUGGAGGACUUGAUUCAAUCUGUCGAUGGGGAUGGUGAUAGGAGUUAA
Messenger RNA from Colletotrichum godetiae, 2106 nucleotides. Its product is annotated as fungal-specific transcription factor domain-containing protein. The transcript is spliced from 8 exons. Lineage: Eukaryota; Fungi; Ascomycota; Sordariomycetes; Glomerellales; Glomerellaceae. The record is from RefSeq and is a predicted model, not a curated record. Gene Ontology annotation, biological process: DNA-templated transcription; positive regulation of transcription by RNA polymerase II. Gene Ontology annotation, cellular component: nucleus. Bases 1 to 2106 code for a protein of 701 amino acids. Gene Ontology annotation, molecular function: zinc ion binding; DNA-binding transcription factor activity, RNA polymerase II-specific; sequence-specific DNA binding.